UAUGAAAAUGGAUAAACCUGCAGUAGAGAAUAGUGAAACCACUAGUGAACUGGCUGAACCUGUAAUAGGGAAUAGUGAAAUUAACAGUAAACUGGAUAAACCUGCAAUUGAGAAUAGUCAAGCUAUUAGUAAAAAUGAAAAUAUAGAGGAGAUAAAUGCUUCACAAACAAUUGAUAUUUCUAAAAAUGAAGUAUCUGAUGAAAAUGAUUUUAUUAAAGUAAUGAAAUAUGUGCCAAAUGUUCAAUUUGAGACAAUUGAAAAUGCUACUAAUAUAGAAGAAAUUGGUGAAAUAGAUUGGUCAUUAAAAAUAGAAGAAGUUAUCUAUAUCAGUGAAUUUCUACCAGCUGAUGACUCUGAUGUUGGAGAGGAUGAAACUCUUAAAAUAAAUGAGAAUGAAAAUGAAGAAGGUAAAGAAAUGUCAAAAAAAAUUGUAAAUAAUUCAGAAGAAACUGCAGGAAAGCCAGGUAAUAGAAAUGAUGAAAAGGAAGAGAAAUCACAGCAACAACAUACUAAUCAGGAAGAUGUAGCAAAGAAGGCAUUAGAUUUGAAAAAGGCAUAUGAAGAAAAAGAUUAUAAAAAGUUAAAAGUAGCUAUAGACAAAGCUUCUGUUAAACCAAUAAAUCCUUUAUUAAUUAAAGAUUUAUCAAAAGCUAAUGAAUUAAAAGCAAAUUUAGAAAAAAUUUGUGGUUUGCAAAACAGGAUUUUAAAACUUGAUGCAAAAUGUAUUGCAGAAUUAAAUCAGUAUAAUCAACCACCUGCUGUUGUACAUCUGGUUAUAAAAUCAACAUUAUUGAUUUUAUCAAUUGAUGAAGGACAAACUGAUGAAUGGAAAGAAUGUCAAGUUUUUAUUAAAUAUGCAUGCUCUUAUUCUAUUUUAAAGAAAAUUAAAGCUCUUAAAAUCUUAACUGUAGAUCCAGCAAUCAUUCUCAGAGCUGAACAAAUAAUUUGUGAAUUAAAUCUGCAAGAAGUCAAGGAGGCAAGUGCAGGUGCAGCAGCAUUCUAUUUAUGGUGUAAAGAUAGUAUUGAACUAGUAUUGGAGAGUGCUGAUAAAACUGCUAUAGAUUAG
This is a messenger RNA of Dimorphilus gyrociliatus, 1066 nucleotides long. Lineage: Eukaryota; Metazoa; Annelida; Polychaeta; Dinophilidae. The record is from the annotation of a GenBank genome assembly.